AGCCGUGGAGAUGGUAUACCCUUGUUUAUCUCAACAUCUGCCGACGAAGGGGGGAUGAGAGAGAGUUGGAGUUGCCCUCGCGCCUCCGUGGCGUGUGGCUAUCAUCAAGAAACAAGGCAUUAUUACCGGUCGAACAUAGGGAUCAGACAUCUAGGCUAACUUGUUAAUACCCACCUUCCUCCUCCUUUCGUCGCGCUUGAAGACAAAAAUUCUGCUCCCUCCCUCUCUUCCUGUUACGUUAUACUCUCCCUGGACUAUUAUCCCGUUAUGGCACGUAAGCUGGCGGGAAUUCUCGGAAACCAGGGUCCGUCGCACCUGGUCCGAAGCCACGCGCACGAGGAAGACGUGCCCGGGACCGUCAAUGUCCGCGCUGUUGAGGGCGACGACGCCUACCACGGCCAAGCACUGUUCCCCGUUCCGGCUGAAGACCCCAACGACCCCUUGCAAUGGCCUAAAGUGAAGAAGAUCACCAUUCUGCUGGUCAUCUGCGCCUACUCUUUCCUCGGUAAUGCGGCGUUGUUGGGGCCGGGCCCGUACCUGACGCUCUGGGCGUCGACGUUCGGUAUCUCGACUAGCGAGGCGUCGACCCUCAUAUCGUACCCAAACCUCGCGUACGGCCUCGGCUCCUUCUUCCUGGUGCCGCUGUACCUCAAGAUCGGGCGGCGGCCCGUCAUGCUGGGCUCCCUGCUAGCUUUCAUCGCGGGCCUCGCCGGCUGCGCCCAGGCCAACGAUUUCGGCGGGCUCAUGGCCGCGCGCAUCGUGCACUGCUUCGGCGCGGGCAUAUGCGAGGCAUUACCCGUGCAGCUCGUCAACGACAUAUUCUUCCUGCACGAGCGCGGGAAGCACAUCGGCUACUACACCUUCGGUCUGUGCUUUGCAGCGAUGGCUACGAUCCCGGCGGCCUACAUGCUGCCGACGCGGUACUCGUGGCGGCUCUUCUUCUACGUCAUGCUCGCCUUCGCCUGCGCGCUGUUCGUCCUCGCGUUCCUGUUCGUCGAGGAGACGUCGUACGACCGGCCGGCGCACGCGGCGCGGCCGCAGGGCACUCCCGAGCGCUCCGACGGCGAGGCCGCGGGCAACGCGCCCGACAAGCCUAGCGAGGCGGCCGUCGAGCUGGCGCCGGAUACGCCGCCGCGAAAGCGGUUCCUGGCCACGCUGAGCCCGUGGGGCCGCGUCGACCCGGACGUCCACGCGUUCACGCUGAUGUGGCGGUCCUUCACGUACUUCCUCGUCCCCCAGGUGGUCUGGGUGAUCACGUCGUUUGGGACCAUCAUCGGCCUUGGCGCUCUGGCCUUUAACUACGUGUUUCCCAUCAAGAUCACGGCGCCCCCCUAUAACUGGCCGUCGUCAAGCUCUGGUGUGCAGUCGCUCGGAUCGCUCCUCGGGUUCCUCCUCGCGCUCCCGUUCACGUCGUCGUCGGACCGGCUCGCGGGGUACCUGACGAGACGUAACGAUGGCAUCCGCGAGGCCGAGAUGAGGCUGGGUGUGAUGCUGCCGGCUAUGGUUAUAGGCCCCGUCGGGCUGCUCGUGUACGGCCUCACUGCCGAAUUGGACUUGCACUGGAUAGGGUACUUCUUCGGGUCCGGCUUGGUGUCUUUCGGCGGAUACUUCUACUACUGCUUCACGCUCGUAUACGCCGUCGACUCGUACAACAGCAACACAUCUGAGAUGCUCAUCGCAAUCAACAUCGGCAAGCAGGCAGUGAGCUUCGGGCUCGGCUACGGCGUGCUUGACUGGGUGAUGGAGAGCGGCUACGCUGCCGUUAUUUCUGGAGCGUUCGGCGGAGUGUUGCUGGUGAAUAACAUGAUGCUUAUCGUAUUUAUGUUGAGGGGCAAGCGUAUUCGGCAGUUUAUGGCGACAUCCUGGUUAGCGAAGCUGCAUGGUAGAAGGGGCGCGAGCAGCACAGGAGUCUUAUAAAAAGUAGGCAUAUGUACGGCACAGUCAUCCCAGUCAUCCCAGUGUUGAAGAGUCUGUUGGUCUCUGUCUAAUCUGUAC
Durotheca rogersii is the source of this 1995-nucleotide messenger RNA. RefSeq names its product MFS general substrate transporter. Lineage: Eukaryota; Fungi; Ascomycota; Sordariomycetes; Xylariales; Xylariaceae. Gene Ontology annotation, biological process: transmembrane transport. Bases 268 to 1917 code for a protein of 549 amino acids. The record is from RefSeq and is a predicted model, not a curated record. The transcript has 6 exons. Gene Ontology annotation, molecular function: transmembrane transporter activity.